Podarcis lilfordi (Lilford's wall lizard) is the source of this 21565-nucleotide messenger RNA. NCBI's taxonomy places the organism in Eukaryota, Metazoa, Chordata, Lepidosauria, Squamata, Lacertidae. The record is from the annotation of a GenBank genome assembly.
AUGGAGAAAUACGAGCGAAUCCGGGUGGUCGGGAGGGGGGCGUUCGGGUGAGAACGGGGGCGAGCGGGCGGGAGGAAAACACACACUCUCUCUUUCUCUCUAUCUCACCCUCGCGGGUGCAUGCCGACGCUGUUGCCAUGGUGAUGGGAGGGGCGCACCCCUCCCUCCAGCCAAUCAGGGUUUUGGGGGCGCCCCACCCCCAAUUUGAAAGGGGCGUCCCGACGAAGCACCCCUUUCCCCCUCGCAUCUCUUUCUUGCUAAGGUUGCACCCCUGUCCUAGGAAAGCUUUUUUAAAAAAAAUGCUAUUUUCGAAUAAUGAACCUAUGCAAAUGAAGAAGCUACAAAAAUAUGCAUAUGCAUAUUAAUGUGCGUGUAUUGCAUAUGCAAAUAAAAGGAGCUUAUACUGUAUAGAUGUAUAUGUAUAAUGCAUAUGACUGCAUUAAAAAAAAACAAUUUAGUAUGAAAUCACGUUCCCCCAUUGGCCAGGCAUUUUCUCAAUCUGCCAUUCUCUAUGCACAAUUUAACCCACUCGAAAUAAAAGUGGCGCUUACUCCCAAGGAAGCAUGCAGAGGAUGAGAGCCAGUGUGGCAUUGUGGCCAAGGAAUGCAGGGUGAUCUGGGUUCAAAUCCUGCACAGAAGGAGCCAUGAAGUUCCUUGGGUCACCUUGGCACAGAUUAGCUUCCCUAUCUCUGGAGGGAAAUGUCUGGAUAGGAAGGUAUAGGAAGUAUUGAGUAGAACAGUCUCCUCUCUGAGCAUAGUUUGAGCCCCACCCUUAAUGAUGUUUUGGCGCCCGUUAAAGGCGCUCUUACGUUCCCAGACUUAAUUGCACUUAAUUUCAGGAGGUUCUUUUAUAUUCUCUCCAUUUAACACUGCAUGGCUUAUCGGCUGCAUUUUACUUUGUAUGUGGUUAUUUUAAGCUGGAUGUCAUUUAAAUCACAGCAGGCUGCCUCAGGGCUGAGGUCUGUUCAUUAUUUCAGUAGGUCUACUCUGAACAAAAUGCAAUUGGAGCCAGCCUAUGGCGGAGCUCAUGUGGAACCGUGUGACCCUAGGCCUUAAAUUCACCUUUUCUUUCAUUAAUGCCUUCCCUCUACACUAGUAUAUACAAUCAGUAUAAAGACAGCUAAGAGUUAAAAAGAAAUAAAAAUUAUACACAAUAAUGAAAGCAAAAUGCCAUAAAGCCAGCAGCAGUUUUAAAGCAGGGGCUCUGCAGUCCUCCAGAUGUUGUUGGACUACAACUCCCAUCAUCCCUUGACCAUUGCCCAUGUUGGGGGUUGAUGGGGGGUCACAGCGCCAUGACCUCUGGAGGGCCACAGAUUCCGCAUUCCGACUUUUUUUUUUAAAAAAAGAGUGUCCCAUCAUUUCUCUCCUGCGUGAGUCACAUUCACAUGUUACACUCCCCAGAUAAAACAGCCGUGACGCAAAAUGUCCUAAGGGGGUGUUCUAGUCAUAUGUGCAUUACAUUUUCAUUUGUACGCUUUUCCAGAGUUGGAAAGUAGGCCAUGUUUACUGCUUCCAUUUCACAGAUGGGCAACUGAGCUAACUGAGGAUGACUCAUCCAGAUAUUUCAGCCAUGGCACAGCUUUGAGGCUUUCCCCCCUGCAAUGGUGGAGAUGCCUGCUUUGUGUCCUGAAGACCCCAGGUUCAAAAAGGAUCUUACCGCUAUAGAAUCAUACAAUUGUAGGGCUGGAAAGGAACCCCAAGAUUCAUCUAGGCCCCUGCUGUGCAGGAAUCACAGCUAAAGAAUCCCUGGCCAACCAACCUGUUUGAAAACUCUCCAAUGCAGAAGAGUCCAUGGUAGUCCAUUCCACUGCUGAAUGGCUCAUACCAUCAGAAAGUUCCUCCUAAUGUUUAAAAAACUCCGCAGGUGCAGAAUGCCAUGGCAAGACUCCUUACGGGGUCCUUGCCGCGAGAUCACAUUCAUCCAGUGCUUUACCAGUUGCACUGGCUCCCGGUGGAGUACAGGGUCAGGUUUAAGGUGCUGGUUUUGACCUUUAAAGCCCUAUGCGGCCUAGGACCCUCGUACCUAUGGGACUGCCUCUCCUGGUGUGCCCCGCGGAGGACCUUAAGGUCCAUGAAUAACAACACUUUAGAAGUCCUAAGCCCCAAGGAGGUUAGAUUGGCCUCAGCCAGGGCCUUUUCUGCUCUGGCCCCGGCCUGGUAGAACGCUCUGUCACAAGAGACUAGGGCCCUGCAGGAUUUGACAUCUUUCCGCAGGGCCUGCAAGACGGAGCUGUUCCGCCUGGCCCUUGGGCUGGACUCAGUCUACCCCCCCCCCAAUUUCUCAAUUUUUUUGAUGGAACCCCUCAUAUGGGAUUUUGUAUAUAAAUUUUCCCUUGGCUCUUUUUGCUGGCCCAUGUAAGACCAGCAUGGGUAGUUUGCCCCAGUGAAUAUUUGACGUUUUCUCCCCUUAUGGCUUUGAUCUAUAGGCUAUCACUGAAACAAGGCUGCAUUUUAAACUGUACUCUAACUUAUAUUUUAAUCAACUCUUUGUUGGGUUUUUGUUUUUUUGUUUUUGUUUCCUUCUUUCGUUCUUAAUGUUUUUACUGUAUUUAUAUUCAGUGUUAGCUGCCCUGAGCCCGGUCUUGGCUGGGGAGGGCGGGGUGGGUAUGUAUGUAUGUAUGUAUGUAUAAAUAAAUAAAUAUUAUUAUUAUUAUUUUCCUGUCCCUGACACCCUGGUGAGCCUCUGCCAGUCAGAGCUGACAGCCCUGGGCUGGGUGACUCCAUGGCCAGACUGCGUACCAAUAUGGCUUCCGAUGUUUCGGGGCUGACUUCCUUCUUGGUCUUUUUGUGGCUCCCUGUCCCUCAGGAUCGUCCACCUCUGCCUUCGGAAAAUGGACCAGAAGCUGGUGAUCCUGAAGCAGAUCCCCGUGGAGCAGAUGACCAAGGACGAGCGGCUGGCCGCCCAGAACGAGUGCCAAGUGCUGAAGCUGCUCCACCACCCCCAUGUCAUCGAAUACUACGAGAACUUCCUGGAGGACAAGGCGCUCAUGAUCUCCAUGGAGUAUGCGCCGGGUGAGGAUCGUGGGUCCCCAAGGCAGCAAGGCACACUCCUGACACCUAAAGGCUCGUACCUCAAAGGAAAGGCGGGUGCAAUACAGGCCCUGCAGGCUGAAGGCUCCCCUUCAGCUAUCCUAGCACCCUUCAGAUGUUUUGGACUCCCAUCAGUCCCAGCCUGUACAGCUGUGGUUCUGCCAGCUCCCCCCCCCAAAAAAAAUCAUUCAGUCUUGAGGGUGCCAGGUUUGGGGCAGCUGUUCAACACCACACAUUGGCCCCCAGUACAUUUCCGAGCACAAAUCAAAGUGUCGCUUGACUUUUAAAGCCCUAAACGGCCUCGGCCCAGUAGACCUGAAGGAGCGUCUCCAUCCCCAUCGUUCUGCCCGGACACUGAGGUCCAGCUCUGAGGGCCUUCUGGUGAUUUCCUCACUGUGAGAAGUGAGGUUACAGGGAACCAGGUAAAGGGCCUUCAUGGUGGUGGCGCCUGCCCUGUGGAACACCCUCCCGUCAGAUGUCAAGGAAAUAAAGAACUAUCUGACUUUUAGAAGACAUCUGAAGGCAGCCCUGUUUAGGGAAGUUUUUAACAUUUGAUGAAUUAUUGUAUUUUAAUCUUUUGUUGGGAACAGCCCAGAGUGGCUGGGGAAACCAUUAUUAUUAUUAUUAUUAUUAUUAUUAUUAUUAUUAUUAUCCUCAAGAAACUGCUGGACUUCCAUAAUCCCCGGACACUGGGUCUGCUGGGAAUUGGGAGUCCCACCUAGAAGGCCCCUGGUUCCCUACCCCUGGCCUGUUUUAUUUCCUUAGAAUCAUAUAAUCGUAGAGUUGGAAGGGACCAUGAGAGUCAUCUAGUCCAACCCCCUGCAAUACAGGAAUCUUUUACCCAGUGUGGGGCUUAAACCCCUGACCCUGAGAUUAAGGGUCUCGUGCCCUACUGACUGAGCUGACCUGGUUUGAAAAUAGUAACAUUUUUUCUGCGCUUGGGUUUAAUCUCAGCUUGACCAAACUGGGAAAGACUCAUGGAGGGGAGGGCUGCCGAUGGCUGCCAGCCAUGAUGGCUAUGCUGUGCCUCCGUAGCUGGAAGCGUGGAAGCGGCAAUGUUUCUGAAUCCCCGUUGCUGGGAACCACAGGAGGAGAGAGUUGCUCUCAGGCUAGCCCCUAUGAGAAGAGGAUGCUGGUCUAGAUGGGACAUUAAUAAUAAUGAUGAUGAUGAUGAUAAUUUAUUAUUUAUACUCCGCCCAUCUGGCUGGGUUUCCCCAGCCACUCUGGGCGGCUUCCAACAAAACACCAAAAUACAAUAACCUAUUAAACAUUAAAAGCUUCCCUAAACAGGGCUGCCUUUAGAUGUCUUCUAAAAGUUUGGUAGUUAUUUUUCUCUUUGACAUCUGGUGGGAGGGCGUUCCACAGGGCGGGUGCCACUACUGAGAAGGCCCUCUGCCUGGUUCCCUGUAACUUGGCUUCUCGCAGCGAGGGAACCGCCAAAAGGCCCUCAGAGCUGGACCUCAGUGUCCGGGCAGAACGAUGGAGGUGGAGACGCUCCUUCAGGUAUACUGGACCGAGGCCACCUGGGGCUUUAAAGGUCAGCACCAACACUUUGAAUAGUGCUUGGAAACGUACUGGGAGCCAAUGUAGGUCUUUCAAGACCAGUGUUAUAUGGUCUCGGCGGCUGCUCAUUGGCCUGAUCCAGCAGGCUCUCCUUAUGAGCUGCUGGCAGCACUGAACUACAUGGACCAAUGCCCUGACACAAUCAAAAGGAACUUCCAGCAUCUGCCUUCCUUCUCCUGGGAGAGCUAAAGCUCAAGAAAAACCGUUGGGGGGAAAAAGGCACUGAGCCCUCCCUCUCCAGCCUCCAGGUCAAGGCAGUCUUUGACGUGCGGCUUCCUAGCAACACCUGGGCUUAUGGCAGUGGGAAGAAUGCCAGAGAGGAACACCAUUGUUCCCAGGGCCUGGCCCCCAGCACAUCACCUCCCCCUCCCCACCCUCUUCUUUGCAGGUCACCUUCAGGCAGGUGAAAAGGAGGUUUCAGGUUUCAAAGCCACCAGUGGUGGCAAGGUAGCUGCAAACCUGAGAUUUGGCUUUGGGUUUGUGGUUUGGAAACAAAAGAGCACCGGGUUUGUUUGGCAUGUGUGUUUUCCGCAAGGGGAGGGGAGCAGGGGUGUGCUUCCUGGACUAGGAGGAUCCACAGAACCCCAUAUCUUUGAGGCAGAAGGAACAGGUUCAUCUCGCUCUGCCCUUGGAGAAAAAAUGGCUUUCUUCCUUGUGGUUCCACCCUUGUCAAGGAGCGCAGGGUUUAACCCGUCUAGGGACAACUGUAGCUCUGCUCCCAUUCAGAGGAGAAAGUGCUGUAGUUUUCCUAGGGAGGUGGCUUUCUGUUAUUUCUGUUAUUAUUCAAUUUAUCACUAGCCCUUCAAAAUAUGGUGCAUUGCAGGGAGAUGCACUAGAUGACCCUGUGUGUCCCUUUCAACUCCACAAUUCUAUGAUAAGAGUUUAAAAUCUAAAAUCACAACAAUUUAAAAUGCAGUAUCAAAAGCAGUUUAGACCAGUAGGCCCCAAAGCUUUGGGGACCAUGCCUCCUAGGUUCCAUAAAUGCAUCCCCAGUGCCCCCUACCCCAAUAAAAACAUGAUUCACAAUAGCAGUUUGCUUGGCCCUUGAAAUUUACUCGGAGUCGAGUGUGGAUUUCAUGCUCUUUAUUCAGCUCAGAGUAGUGAGGAAUGGAAGUUCCUCCGAAAUGUCUCCUUUAUAUACAUUAUUUACACAAUGGGCCCCACGUGACUGGCUAAUUCUGGGAUUCUCCUGUAGGCCAAUCAGGUUGCGGAUUCACUUCUACCCGGAGUUGGAUUGGGUGGCUCCUGUGGACCAGUCAGACUGCUGCAUUCUAGAUCCUAUUGUUCUAGGACCAAUCAGACUGCUGCAUUCUGGAUCCUAUUGUUCUAGGACCAAUCAGACUGCUGCAUUUUGGAUCCUAUUCAACUCAGUACAUAACAGCCCUGUAAGGAAGUUGAUAACACAGUCAAGUUCAAAACCGUAACAAUUAAUUGCACGUUUAUUCAAAAUCCAAUUAAAACUAUAGUGGUACCUCAGGUUACAUACGCUUCAGGUUACAGACUCCGCUAACCCAGAAAUAGUACUUCGGGUUAAGAACUUUGCUUCAGGAUGAGAACAGAAAUCGUGCUCUGGUGGCGCAGCGGCAGCAGGAGGCCCCAUUAGCUAAAGUGGUGCUUCAGGUUAAGAACAGUUUCAGGUUAAGUACGGACCUCUGGAACGAAUUAAGUACUUAACCCGAGGUACCACUGUAUAUAUGAACUAUUCAGUUUAAUUCAACAAAAUGGAUGAACUUGAUUCAAUGAUACCAGCUUUUCAAAGAAAGUCUGGUAGUCGUUUUCACUUCCAGUGCCCACCUGCCACCCCCUUGGCUCUUAGCAGCCCCCUCGCUAAUCCCACCAUGCCCCAGGUAUUAUGCUGGCCUCUCUCUGCUUGCUCCCUUCCAGGUGGGACGCUGGCUGAGUUCAUCCACAAGAGGGGCAACUCCCUCCUGGACGAGGAGACCAUCCUCCACUUCUUUGUCCAGAUCCUCCUGGCCCUCCACCACGUCCACGCCAAGCAGAUCCUCCACCGGGACCUCAAGACUCAGAACAUCCUCCUGGACAAGCACCACAUGAUUGUCAAGAUUGGGGACUUUGGCAUCUCCAAGAUCCUCAGUAGCAAGAGCAAAGCUUACACGGUGAGAACAACUGAUAGCAACUCCUGGUGUCCACAUCCCUCCCCCUGCGAUUGGCCGGUAAUUUGAAGCCUCUGGACUGGCCAGGUUUGGCGUCAGUCACAGGGCAGCCAAUGUGCUACUGCACCAUGACAGGGCCUUCUUAGCGGUGGGUCCCUGUUUGUGGAAUGCUCUCCCUCAUGAGGCCAUUUGGUAUUAUUUUUGGGUUAAUUUCUUUGGUUUCUUACUCACCCGUCACUGCAUGGUCCAGGAGGAAUUUUAAAGAACAAACAUUCUCACAGGCACCGAAUGGGUGAAAGAGACUUUCCUAGCAGCCUUGAAAUUAUUAGCUGUGAGGAUAUUUGAUUGUUUAUAAAUUCUUUUAGAUAAGCUUUUAUUAUAUCUUAUUGGGGUGUGUGUGGAUUUGUUUAUUUGCUGUUUUGUCAUUUGCCCAACCUGGGAUCUUUUGGGAACAGACCUUUUAAUAAAUACAGUGGUACCUCGAGUUAAGUACUUAAUUUGUUCCGGAGGUCCGUACUUAACCUGAAACUGUUCUUAACCUGAAGCACCACUUUAGCUAAUGGGGCCUCCUGCUGCCGCUGGAGCCCAAUUUCUGUUCUUAUCCUGAAGCAAAGUUCUUAACCUGAAGCACUAUUUCUAGGUUAGCGGAGUCUGUAACCUGAAGCAUAUGUAACCUGAAGUGUAUGUAACCCGAGGUACCACUGUACAUGAAUAUAAACUAGCCCAAAGUUAGCUUGGGGACGCGGGUGGCGCUGUGGGUUAAACCACAGAGCCUAGGACUUGCCGAUCAGAAGGUCAGCGGUUUGAAUCCCCACAAUGACGGGUUGAGCUCCCGUUGCUCGGUCCCUGCUCCUGCCAACCUAGCAGUUCAAAAGCACCUCAAAAGUACAAGUAGAUAAAUAGGUACUGCUCCAAAAGCAGCUUAGUCUUGCUGGCCACAUGACCCGGAAGCUGUACACCGGCUCCCUUGGCCAAUAAAGCGAGAUGAGCGCCGCAGCCCCAGAGUCGGUCACGACUGGACCUAAUGGUCAGGGGUCCCUUUACCUUUACCUAAAGUUAGCUUGAGCCACCAGGAUCUCUCUGAGCUGGGAGACCUGCUGUCAUCUCACACUCUGAGCAUCCUGAAUGUGGAUAUGGAUCUUGGGGUGGGAGAAACUGAUCCUGUCUCUGGAUAGAGGGGCUUUUUGCCCCCCCACCGAAAGAAAGAGUAUUGCACAGAAAUGGAAAAAUACAAUCCUCCUGCCGUAACGUAUUAGUUAAGGAAAACUUAAUGAUAAAGUUUAUUUUAAGGAUAAAACUCACACAUCAGAAAAAUAAUCAAGAGAACAAAUACGUAUUGAAAAGUGGGCCCUAUUCUUACAUUUCUGGAAUGACCCUGUAAAUGAUUAUAUCUUUUUAAUUUAUUCUCAGCACUAUCAGAUUUUUGGUUAUAGGAUUCCCGUCACACAUGUCAUUUUCUUUUUUUCCUGUUUCUAUUUAAUUUAUUCAUUUUCUUCUUGGGAAACAAGGAUAUUUGAUAUAUACCGUAUUUUCCGGGGUAUAAGACAACUGGGCGUAUAAGAAAACCCCCCAACUUUUCCAGUUAAAAUAUAGAGUUUGGGAUAUACUCGCUGUAUAAAACUACCCCUCUUCCAACGCACACCAAAUAAAAAUUUAAAAAAUCAGUCUCCAGUCUAGCUCGGAAAUCCACUCCACUUCCAAGUGGCCGGGAGCUUCUGGGGCCAAUUUUCAAGCUUCUGGGACCAAUUUUCAAGCGUAUUUCUGCUUCAUCUAGAGAGCUUGGUGUCCUCUGAUUUAAUUUGCUGUUGUUUUAUCCUUUGGUGGGUAGUUGCUGCAGGAAUUGCUGCUGCAGCUGGCAUAUAAGACGACCCCCGACUUUUGAGAAGAUUUUCCUUUUUAUUAGAACGUUAAUAACAUUAUUCAAGAAAAAAGAGAAAGUAAUACCCACCCCUCCACCUUUGCUCUGGGCCUCAUUCGCACAUCCGUGUUGCUUCCUAGGUGGUGGGUACCCCCUGCUACAUCUCCCCGGAGCUCUGCGAGGGCAAGCCUUACAACCAGAAGAGUGACAUCUGGGCUCUGGGCUGUGUGCUCUACGAGCUGGCCAGCCUGAAGAGGGCUUUUGAGGCCGCGGUAAGGAGACACCUUCGAAAUCUGGUUGGAGUGGAGGGCUGGCCAGUCUCUGUGUCCUGAACGCCCUGUCUGCUCAGCCUCAGUCCCGUUAACGAUUGUGUCGUGGUCUGUGCAGUGGACCAGCAUCCAGUCUCCGAGAGGGGACAGCUUCAUGCCUCUAGGAAGCUGGUCCCCUGGCCAGAAGACUGCUUGACGGCCAGGUCAGAUAAACCGGCCCUCAGUUUAGUCCUGUGGUUCCCAAGCAUUUUGGGGCCACUGCCCCCAUGGUUCCCUAAAUUAUUCCCCAGUGCACCCCACCCUACCCUAUAAAAAAGGAUUGUUCAGAAUACUGGUUUGCGGUAUGAGGAAGAUAUUGCAAGAACAUUCAAAACGGUAACAAUUAAUUGCAUGUUUAUUCAAAAUCCAAUUAUAAUUAUUUCGUUUCGGAACUGAUAAACUUGAUCCGUUGAUACCAGAUACUGCAUGGAAAAAUAGGGCUCAUUCUUACUGACAAAACCAUAAGGAUGAAGGAGGUUUAUAGCAUAAAAUUUUUAAUAUAUAAGUUACACACAAACCUUCACCUAUCACAGAUGUGCUAUAAGUAGUUUAUUAAGAAAAUCAAUAUAUGUUACCAAUAAUUGGCUAUCUUGUGACUUGUGGCAAACAGACGUGACCCAAAGAAAUAGCUUUGAGAGUGAUAAAAGCAGUAAACCUUUGAAUACAAAGCAAGGAAGGUGUUUUGCUCUAGGCUCCAGCCUGGUCAAUCGUAAAUAAGUGAUCAGCCUGCCUUGAGGGUCCCGCCUCCAGUGCCCCCCUUGCCUCUUAGGGUUCCCCCAGGGAAUCUCCCUCCCCUGGGAGCAGUAUCACCCACUUUGAGAACCACUGGUCUAGUCAACGAUUUCGCAAACGUCCCCUCACCAUCUUCCUUCCUUCCUUUUUCUCAAGCUAAAGAGCGUCUCCUUUAUGUGCCCUGCCUUGCUGGGUUGGCCCUGGCCACUCCUUGCCUAUUACUGUAUGGCAAGGCGGCGUUCCAUGCCUUCUCUCCUAACUGUCCCACCAUCAUUCGCACACAGAACCUGCCCGCCUUGGUCCUGAAGAUCAUGAGUGGGACUUUCGCCCCCAUCUCGGACCGCUACAGCCCCGAACUACGCCAGCUGAUCCUCAGCCUGCUCAACCUGGACCCCUCCAAGCGGCCCCAGCUCAACGAGAUCAUGGCGGAGGCCAUCUGCGCCCGGCCCCUCCUGAACCUCUACACCGACGUCGGCAGUGUCAGGAUGAGGAGGCAAGUACUGGGCCCAUGUGGUGGCACUGACGCCCCCUCCUCCAGGAACACUCAGCUCAUGGGCCCACUUAGCUCAGUAGGGCUUGCACUGGCUGGCAGCAGCGACUCCCUGGGCUCCCAGGCAGGGGAUGUUCCUAGUCAUAGGAUUAUAGAAUUGUAGCAUUGGAAGGGACCGCGAGGGUCAUCUAUGCAGGAAUCCUUUUGCCCAAAACCCCGAGACUGAGUCUCAUGCUAUACCAACUGAUCUAUCCUUACCGGGAGAUGCCACCGAGGAUCAAGCCCAGGGCUUUGAAAGAAGGUCCUUUGCUGUAGAGCUGUAAAGUAAGAUUCUAGUCCUCAUGGUUCCAGACAAAGAGCAUAAGAGCCUGCUGGAUCAGGCCAGUGGUCCAUCUGGCCCAGCAUCCUGUUCUCAAGCAGAUGCCCUAAUGAGAAGGCCACAAGCAGGACAUGAGCGCAAGCGCCCUCUCCCCUCCUGUGGUUUCCAGCAUCUGGGAUUCAGAAGCAUGGCUGCUUCACAGCCAUCAUGGCUGGUGCCCAUUGAUAGCCUUCCGCUCUAUGAAUUUGUCCUCUUUUAAGGCAUCCAAAUUGGUGGCCAUCCCUGCAGGAGGGAGUUCCGUCCUUUAGCCAUGCACUGCAUGAAGAACCAUGGAAUCAUAAUAUCGUAGAGUUGGAAGGGAACCCCAAGCGUCCUCUAGUCCAACCCCCUGCAAUGCAGGAAUCUCAGCUAAAGCAUCAGUUGCAGGUGGUCAUCCAACCUCUGCUUAAAAACUCCUCUUGGUUCAAGUCCUACCCUCUAGAGCAGGCAUUGGCAAAUUCCAGCCCUCCAGAUGUUUGGGACUACAACUCCCAUCAUCCCUAACUAACAGGACCCAUGGUCAGGGAUGAUGGGAAUUAUAGUCCCAAACAUCUGGAGGGCCGGAGUUUGCCUAUGCCUGCUCUAGAGAAGGAGAAAAGAAGCUUGCUCCCUCCUCCAUUUGACAGCCCUUUAGAUAUUUGAAUAUGGCUCUCAGUGUCUUCUCUUUUCCAGGCUAAACAUCCCCAACUCCCUCACCCGUUCCUCUUAAGACUCUGUUUCCAGACCCUUGAUCAUCCUGGUCGCCCUCCUCAGCACACCUUCUAGCUCUUAUCAACAUCCUUCAACAGAAGUCCCUUCCGUUUUCCUUUUAGAAAUAGGAACAUAGGAGGCUGCCUUAGGCUAAGUCAGCCCAUUGCCCUGUCUAGCUCAGUACUGUCUGCACUGAGUGGCAGUUCUCCAAGGUUUCAAGACAGGAAUCUUCCCAGGUCUUACCCGGAGAUGCUACCACUGGGCCUUAGACCUGGGGCCUUCUGCAUGCCAAGCAGAUCCUCUUCCUCUGAGCUGCAGCCCUUCCCUGCCACCACUGUCUGAGAGAAGCUCACCCUCUUUCUCCCCCCACCCAGGCCCGAGAAGCCGCUGGCCGCUGUGCCACCAGUGACCCACGGCAGGGUGGGAGCAGGAGCCGUCGGCCCUAGAGCCAGAGGUAAGGUGGGAGGCCUUUGGAAGAGGGCUGCACACCCUUUAUUUGGGGGGGGGCAUUGCCUGGGGCCCUUCCCCAGUGGCCCAGAGGGCACGACUGGGGUGGGGUGUGUGUGAAGGCUUCAGUUUGGGGCACCACAGCUGACAAGGGCAUGUAUGGUCAAUGCAUCCUUCCCAUAUCGAAAGUUAUCUUUUAAUUGAUUUUAAAAUGCUGUGUUAAUUUUAUUGUUGUUAGCCGCUCUGAGCCUGGGGAGGACGGGAUAUAAAUAAAUUAUUAUUAUUAUUAUUAUUAUUAUUAUUAUUAUUAUUAUUAUUAUCUGCUGUUAUUUUCUGUCCUGAUGGAUCAGGCCAAUGGCCCACCCAGUCCAGUAUCUUCUUCUCACAAUGGCCAACCGGAUAACAAUGGCCUUCCACACCACCAACCUCCCCUUUCCUGAGUCUGGGGGUUCCCCACUUCCCCCGCCCCCCAGGUCCACUAACUCACAGGGCUUUUCUCUUGGACCCAGGCUCCAGAGCCGGCUCGGCGAGGCCAGGCAUCCCGCCCGCCCCAUCUUCCGUCUACACCUGGGGGGGUGGGAUCACCCUCCCUCUGCGCCUGCCCAUGCUGAACACCGAAGUGGUGCAGGUCUCCACCGGAAGGACCCAGAAGGCGGGUGUGACCAAAUCUGGGCGGCUGAUCCUGUGGGAGGUGAGAGGGCGAGGAGGGGUCCCACAGGUUCGUGGGUGGGUGAGGAGCCCCUCGCUAUCUGUCUCCCAGCUCUGGGGAUUAUUGAAAGGAGGAAGGAGGCUGACUGAGAAUCUCUAAAUAUGCCUUACAUUAGACCAGCUUGUCCUUCUGCUUGAAACUCCUGGGCCCUGUGUUUCGUUGUACAGUACGAUCACAUCUUAUGCACAGUUAACCUGAGCAAUGUCAACCUUGUGUGGUUGAAAUCUAGCCAGUUAAAGGUAAAGGGACCCCUGACCAUUAGGUCCAGUCGUGGCCGACUCUGGGGUUGCUGCGCUCAUCUCGCUUUAUUGGCCGAGGGAGCCGGCGUACAGCUUCCAGGUCAUGUGGCCAGCAUGACUAUGCCGCUUCUGGUGAGCCAGAGCAGCACAUGGAAACGCCGUUUACCUUCCCGCCAGAGUGGUACCUAUUUAUCUACUUGCACUUUGAGGCGCUUUCGAACUGCUAGGUUGGCAGGAGCAGGGACCGAGCAACGGGAGCUCACCCCAUCGCGGGGAUUCAAACCACCGACCUUCUGAUUGGCAAGUCCUAGGCUCUGUGGUUUAACCCACAGCACCACCCACGUCCCUCUAGCCAGUUAAGGUUGCAUAAAUAGAAUUCAUGCUAGGCCCCUGGGGUUCACACAUGCCUGGUGGCAAUGUCUCCUGGCCUGUAUUCUCUUGCUGUAAGCCCCAGAUGUUCCCCCCCCAAGGGCAGGUUUUGGCAGCCAGGACACUUCAGUGCGUUCUGCACAUGCUCAAGCAUCUCUGCUUGCUUUGGAUGCUGCAUCGCUGAGCCCUGACCCUGUUGCCACCAGCCGCCAUUCAAACUAGGCCCAGUUUGCUCCGACUGACCCGGCAGGAAUGUAACAUGCCCUCUUCCCGCUGUUUUUUCUCUCUCUCUCCACCAGCCGCCCCCACUUGGCACGGCGGGGGGGCCCUCGCUCCCCGGGGCCACUGAGCAGCUGCAGCCCCAGUUUGUCUGCCGCUUCCUGGAGGGCCAGUCCGGGGUGACCAUCAAGCUCGUGGCCUGCGGGGACCUUUUCACCACCUGCCUGACAGGUACAACAAAAACAAGCUAAGGGGACUGCCUCUCCUGGUAUGAUCCGUGGAGGACCUGAAAGUCCACAAAUGACAACAUUUUGGAGGUCCCAAGUCACAAGGUGGUUAGAUUGAUCUCAACUAGGGCCAGGGCCUUUUCAGCUGUGGCCCCGAUCUGGUGGAAUGCUCUGUGACAAGAGACUAAGGUCCUGCGGGACUUUACAUCUUUCUGCAGGGCCUGCAAGACAGAGCUGUUCCGCCUGGCCUUUGGUUUGGAUUCAGUCUGACCCUCAUGUUUCCCUCACCUUUAUGGUUUUGACUUUUAAAAUGAGGCUUCAUUUUAAAUUGCAUUUUAACCUGUAUUUUAAAUUGUUCUUUUUCUUUUUCUUUUUUCUUAUUAUGUUUUUACUGAAAUUUUAUUGCUGUUAGUCGUCCUGAGCCCGGCUCUGGCCGGGGAGGGUGGGGUAUAAAUAAAUUUUAUUAUUAUUAUUAUUAUUAUUAUUAUUAUUAUUAUUAUUUUCCUGCUUGUCAAUGGAGGGCAGCAGUUGUGUAAGGGAUGGUUGCACAGGGAUCUGGCCCCACCAUUAUUUCUGUUUGGGGGUUUAUGCAUACAUACUCACUGUCCCCUUGAUCAUGAGGAGGUGGGGGUGCUUAGCUUUUCCUUCCUUCCUUCCUUCCUUUGGCAACCUCUUCUCCAGACUGUGCUGACAGCUCUCCUUUCCCCCUGCAGACCGAGGGAUCGUCCUGACCUUUGGCAGCGGCAGCAGUGGGUGCCUGGGGCACGAGACCUUCACAGACGUCACCCAGGUUGGCCAGGGCUCAAUUUCUGAGCAUCGUUCGGCUGGUGGGCUGGUUUGGCCACUUUCCCCAGAUUCCCUGCAGGCCAGAAUUCCUCCCUGUGGCUGCUGUUGUACCCUGAUCACAAGAACAGGAGCUGGGUCUGGCUGCUGGGUCUGGCCGCAGGGGACUCAUCUAGUCCAGCCUCCUGUUCUCACAGUGCCCAGCCACAUGCCCCCAAAGGGGAGCCCACAAGCAAGGCAUGGCCACAAGGGCAGCCUUCUCCCCUCCAGGGGUUUCCAGCAACUGGUACUCAGAAGCAUCUAUUGCCACCAACCUUGGAGACAUCCAGGGAAACUGAACGCUGGAAGGUUGAAGGCAGAUAGAAGAAAGUCCUUUACGUGGUGCAUAGUUAAACUUCGAAACUCCCACAGGUGGCAGGGGUGCCCGCCAAGGGUGGAGGAGAGGGCUGUUGAUGGCUACUCAACACAAUGGCUGUUCUGUGUUGUUCCACCUGGCCUUUGGCUUGGAAUCAACUUGAUCCCCUUCCCCUCUUUCCUUUUUCCUUUCUCCUUCUGUGAUGGAACUCCUAUUUGGGGACUUCCCUGGCUUUUUUCUGGCCCAUGUAGGACCAGUCUGGAUAGUUGGCCUUGGUGAAGAUUUGACGUUUUUCAUCCCCAAAAAGUUUUUGAUUUGAGUUUCUACUGAAAAUGAGGCUGCAUUCUAAUGUUGUACUUUAAUCUUGUUUUUAAGUUGUAUUUUAAUCAAUUGUUUUUAUACCUGGUGUUAGCCGCCCUGAGCCCGGUCUUGGCUGGGGAAGGCGGGGUAUAAAUAUUAUUAUUAUUAUUAUUAUUAUUAUUAUGCUUCUGAAUGCCAGUUGCUGGACACCCUGGAAAGGGAGAGUUGUUCUUGUGCUCCCAUCCUGCUUGCUGGUUUCCUGCAGGCUGUGAGAAGAAAAUGGGUUCUUGAUAAGGGUUCAUCAAGAAAUACCUGGUUAUGUUUAGAAUGAUACCGCAUAGGGAAAUGUUCCCUGAUACCAAGAUGAGGGAUUCUAUGGAACGCAGAUAGAGAGAAUUGAUAAGAAUAAUGAUCUGUUGUGACCUUGACGGAAGCGUACAAUAGAUGAGUCUUCCUGUGUUUUGGCUCAUCUUCCUCUUUUUCUUCUUUUUCUUCUUUUUUAUUUUCCUCCUCCUCCUCCUCCUUUCCUUUUUCUUUUUUCUGUUUUCUUUCCCAUAAUGGCUUAUGUUCUAUACCAUGAACUUUGAAAUUUUUUGUAGUUUUUUUAGCUUUUUUCAUUAUUAUUAUUAUGAUUAAGGAUUUUUCUUUUGUAAUUUUGGUUGUUUAUAUUUAUCUGUAUUUGUUUAAAGCAAAAUAAAAGUAUUUAAAGAAGAAGAAGAAGAGAAUGCUGGACUGACCCCUGGCCUGAUCCAGCCGGGUCUUCUUAGGACAGAGCACAGCCCUCUUGGCAACUAGCCAUCAUUAUCCGUCUCCUCCAUGAAUUUUCCCCAAACCUGUGAAUUUUAAACCCAUCCUAUUUUGUGGUCAUGCCUGCCUCCCACGGGAGCAAGUUCCUUAGUGUGCCAUUCCAUAGUUUUAAGGACAGAAUGAAGGCAGGAUAGAAACAUGUUGAACUGAUGGUUUUAUUGUCUGGCGUACAAGGGUUUCCUGUCUGGGAGGCGGCAAUCCUUCCCCGGCAAAUUUGGCUGCAGGUCCGCCAACUGGGGAUGUGGGUGGGGGCGGCUUGCGCAGUUGUGGGACAGGAUGAAAGGGGCUGGGUGGGUGGGGAGAGAGAGGGGGAUCUUGUGGGGGGAGACUGCUUGAACAGUUGCUGCCGUCCCCCUCCGCAGCCCAAGAUCGUGGAGGCCCUGCUGGGCUACGAGAUCACGCAUGUGGCCUGUGGGGCAUCGCACGUCCUGGCUGUUUCCAACGAAGGGGAGAUCUUCGCGUGGGGCAGAGGGGACAAUGGUGAGUGGCGGCGGUGCACUGGGUUGGUGGGGCUGCCUGUUCUCUUGGCUCCCUUUCAUCCUGAGAGAUCUGCAUUGGCUCCCAGUACGUUUCCGAGCACAAUUCAAAGUGUUGGUGCUGACCUUGAAAGCCCUAAAUGGCCUCAGUCCAGUAGACCUGAAGGAGCGUCUCCAUCCCCAUCGUUCUGCCCGGACACUGAAGUCCAGCACCGAGGGCCUUCUGGCGGUUCCCUCUCUGUGAAAAGCCAAGUUACAGGGAAUCAGGCAGAGGGCCUUCUCGGUGGUGGCACCCACCCUGUGGAAUGUCCUCCCUUCAGAUGUGAAGGAAAUAAGCAGCUAUCUUCUCUUUAAAAGACAUCUGAAGGCAGCCCUGUUUAGGGAAGUUUUUAAUAUUUGAUGCUGUAUUGUUUUUAACACUCGAUUGGAAGCCGCCCAUAGUGGGGAAACUCAGCCAGAUGGGCGGGGUAUAAAUAAUAAAUUAUUAUUAUUAUUAUUAUUAUUAUUAUUAUUAUUAUUAUUAUCACCUCCCACCCCUUCCCUCUCUCCCCAGGGCGCUUGGGGCUGGGCACCCAGGAGUCCCACAACUCCCCGCAGCAGGUCUCCAUCCCACCUGACCACGAGGCGCAGAAGGUUCUCUGCGGCAUCGACGCCUCCAUGAUUCUGACAGGGAGGAACCAGGUCCUGGCCUGUGGGAGCAACAGGUAGGGCAGGGAGACUGUGUCGUGGUGGAGGGGGUCACAGGAGUAUUGGGGAGGGAGGGUAGUGAAACAGAAAUGCCAUAAAGCAAAAGGUCCGAUUCUGCUGACCUGGCCAGAGUGGGAAGCCAGGCCAGCAGGCAGGGCCAAACCAGAGACUUCAUAUCCAGGGCCUGACACGGCUCACUCCUGUUCCUUCCUGGGCAAGAGCCGAAUCUGGAUUGGGGCAAGGAAAGUCUGGUUGGAUCCUGUGUUUUGCUAGGCCAGAGUCUCCCAAAUCCAGAGGAGGCAGAGUUUUGCAAACAGAGGGUGGUUCUGCAGCUUGGCCCUCCCUUGACCUCCUCUCCCCUCCCCCCUCUCCUCCAGGUAUAACAAACUAGGCCUGGACAGGAUCUUGCCCCAGGGGGAGCCCCUCGCCACUGACCAGGUGGAGGAAGCCCUUGUCUUCAGCUGCGCCUGCUCAGCCCCCUUGAGCGAAGAGGCCAUUGUGUGGGCUGACAUUGGAACGGCUCACUCAGCAGUCGUCACUGGUGAGCAUCCGGUGAAGACACCUCGCUUUGGGGGGUGGCAGCAGCCAGCCGGAACGAUACCGGCAUUCUGGUGGGGCGCGUUGGCUGGAGGUUCUUCCAGGGUGCCUCUGAGCAUGUGCAGAGUCUUCCAUUCGCCCUGGAGAAAUUGCAGCCCGCCGGGCAAAGUCGGGGUGAAGGCUCGGAAAUCGCCCAGGAGCAGGAAGGAGUCGCGCUAUUCCCUGCCCUUCUGCCUUUUCUGUUGCCAGCCACGGGCCAGUGCUACACUGUGGGCAGCAAUCAACACGGACAGCUGGGCCCCAUCCCUUGCCGUGCCAGCCGCACCCCCUACCUGGUGGAGGGGCUCCAAGCUGUCCGAGUCACCAUGGUGGGCUGUGGCGACGCCUUCACCACCGUUGUGGGAGCAGGUGAGCUGAUUGGGUGGAGUGGGGUUUGGGGCUUGGUUUCCAGUGCAGUGGGCCCCGAGGGGGUCUGGCCUGGCCUCCCUGUCACCCUAACCUGCUGCGGACAUCCUCUCUCCCCAGAUGGCGAGGUGUACACCUGGGGGAAAAGCGCCAGGGGGCGCCUGGGACGGAAGGAUGAAGAGCCCCGGAGUCCUCGUCCCGUGCAGCUGGGAGAGACUCACGCCAGCCUCGUGGCCUCCGUCUCCUGCUGCCACGGAAGCACCCUGCUGGCCGUGAGACGUAAGUGUGCCUUUGGGGGGUGCACAGGUGGAAGAAAGUGUCCUUUUCCAUUUGCACGGCAUUCACAAGGUGCGACGCUGCUCCGUUCCGCUGCAGUCCGCCUUCCACCAAAAGCGCCAUUGUUUGUCCCACUGCAGGAAAGUUCUGUAAGUUCCGUUGCCGUUACUUUGGCCACAUCCACAGCACUUUCAGCAGCCGUGGCUUCCCCAAAAGAAUCCUGAGAAUUGCUGUAUGUUAAGGACGCUGAGGAGUAUUAGGAGACCCCAUAAUAUUAGGAGACCCCAUAGCUAUUGACUGUUAAACCGCUCUGGGAAUUGUAGCUCUGGAGUCCCCAAACAGCUCUCGGUCUCAGUUUCAGCCAAGGUAAAGCUUGAAGCUUCUUGAAUGUCAGUGAACGUCACAGCAGAGCAGAGAUUUGAACCCGGAUCUCCCCAGUCCUGGUCCGACACCCUUAACCACUAGGGCCAUGUUCGGGCCAUACAGUUGAAGCAUUAUGAUGCCACUUUAGGCAGUCGUGACUACCCCCCCCAAAGAAUUCUGGGAGCUGUAGUCAGUUGACGGUACUGAGUUGUUAGGAUUCCCAGAGUUCCCUGGGAAAGAGGAAUUGGUUAUUAAAACCACUCUGGGAAUUGUAGCUCAGGGAGGGGAACGGGGUGGGUUUCGGGGAGUCUCCUAAUGAUUCUCUGCUCUGAGAACAGACUACACUUCCCAGCAUCCUUUGGGGAAAGCCGCGACUGUCUAAAGCCGCAUCGUAGCCCUUCCAGUGCAUGGUGUGAAUGUGACUGCUCAUUUCAACACAAAGCAAACACCUUGCAAACAGGGAUAAAAACACAAUCGGUUACGGCUCAUUUGUAUUUGCUGGGUAUAUUUCCCUUCAGGGCCAGCAAGGAAUAAGCGAGCACAAGCCGUCUCUGCUCUCAUCCCUGUUUGCGUCUGACUCUUCCAGUGCCCCUCGUGUGGGGCUUCUGGGCAAGGGUACAUUUAGGCCCGGGAGGUGGGUACCCGCGAGGUCCUCACGCGUCCUUGCUGCAGCUUCGCUUGCUGCCAGCUGGAGAGCUGAGUCAGAGGCACGGCCCACGUCCCUCCCUCCUCUGGUACCUGCCACAGUCCUGCCCACGUGGAGCCAGCUGGCAGUGGGGCUGGUGAGCGGAGGAGGAAGGAGAUUCAGAAGGGGCUCAGCGGAGCGCCCUGGCCCACACCCUCUCUGGCAAGGAAGGCUUUCUAGGAAGAUCCUGAUGGGCCUCUCAGUGGCCUCCAGCCUUGAGAGAGGCUCCACUCUGCCAUGCUGCUUCUGAAUACCGGUGGCUGGAAACUGCAGGAGGGAGAAGCACUCUUGUGCUCAGAUCCUGCUCCUGGUUUCCCACAGGAUUCUGGUUGGCCACUGGGGAAACAGGAAGCUGGACUUCCGUUGGACGGCCAUCUGUCUUGGAUGCUUUCAUUGAGAUUCCUGCAUUGCAGGGGGUUGGACUACAUGAACCUUGGGGGUCCCUUCCAACUCCACAAUUCUAUCAUUCUGUGGUGCUAUGACUAUGUGGCUCCCCUUUGGCCUAAUCCAGCAGGCUCUUUUGUGGUUAUAAUUCAUGGAGGAUAAGGCUUUCAGUGGCUACCAGCAACUUCCACCAUCAGAGGCAGCGGUGCUUCUGAAUCCUUGAUGAUGGAAACCACGGGAGGGGGAAGUGUGGCUCUUGUGCUCGAAUCUUGCUUGCGUGUUUCCCUUCGGGGCAUCCGGCUGGCCCCGGGGGGAACAGGAGGCUGGACUAAACGGGCUCCCUUUGGCCAGCGGCAGAGUAGGGGUGGGCGUGCUCAAAGCGGCAUGCGUACCCUGCAGCUGGGGGCGGAGCAAGACGCUCAGGGGGGCGUAGUGAGCUGCCCAUUUGGUGCGCCCCCUGCCCGUGACUCCCAAGCCUCCAACGAAAGGGGAAGGGGGGAAUGCCGCCAGCAGUGCAGCUCCCUGCCUUACCCCGACGGCUUGGGGUAGGCUUGGGAGUCACGGGUGGGUGGUGUGCCAAAUGUCACCCCCCCUUGGUGAGGGCACCUGGGGAGAUCCGCCCCCACUGCACCCCCCUUCCUACACCCCUGCCUUUGGCCUGAUCCUGCAGGUGCCGAUGUUCUUACAUUCUCUCUCGGCUGCGAAAGGUGCUGGCACCUCAUAUAGCCAAGAAGCCAGUGGUCCAUGAAUGGAGGGGCAGUGAGAAGGCUGGGAAGCCUGCCCAGUAACUCGGAUGUUGCUUGCAAGGGGGGUGAAGAUGGCCGGGAGUGAAAAGGAAGGCCAGGCGGGGGGAAGGGGAGAGAGAGAGAAAGCAAACCCCCCAUUCCACAAAGAACCCUUUAGCCCCAGUUCCAGGGACAAAGCCCCUCUGUCUUUGAUUCCCCCCCAAGGCUCGUGCCAGGCUAAUUUCCGACGCCUCGGAUGCGAGUGAUGUGCCUCACUUCGGAAAGUUGGAAAAGGACCCAGAAAAGGCAACCGAAAGGAUCCAGGGGAGGGAGAGAGAGACUCCCCUGUGAAGAAAGGCUGCAGCGUUACAGACUUUUUAGUUGAGAGAAAAGGCGAGUGAGAGGCAAAACGAUAGGAGUUAAUAAAAUUACUCACGACAUGGAGAAAGUGGAUGGGCAAACGGUUUUCUCCCUCUCUUGUAACAUGAGCUCUCACUCGUAGGCGUCCAAUGAAGCUGGAAGAUUCAGGGCAGACCAAAGAAAGUCUGCAUGGUUAAACUGUGGAACUUCCUGCCACAGGAGGCAGGGACGGCCACUGACUGGAGCGGCUUUAAAAGAGGAUCAGACAAAUUAUUGGCGGCUGGGCUGGGCUGGAUCUGAGAAUCCUCCGGAAAAACAAUCUCUCAAAGGACCUGUUGAUGGCAUUUUACCAUUGUACUGUGGAGAGUGUGUUAACUUAUGGUCUCUGUGUGUGGUUUGGGAGCUGCACGGCCAGGGAAAAAACAAUGCUGUCCAGGGUUGUAAAGACUGCGGAGAGAAUAAUUGGGUGCACUCUUCCCACCUUGGAUCAAAUCUACGCUUCCAGGUGCCAUAAGAAAGCUGCAGAGAUAGCGCAGGAUAGUGCACACCCCGGAAAUGAUCUCUUUCAGCUUCUGCCUUCUGGAAGAUGGUCCAGGGUUAUAAAGACUAGGACUAGCCACCUGAGAAACAGUUUCUACCCAAAGGCGAUUUUGGUUUUAAAUGCAGUGUAAGGAGUCCCUAUGGGAGUAUAUUGUAUUUAAAAAUUUUGUUGUUCUGUAUGGGGCAAUGACAAUAAAGAUUACCGUAUAAUCGUCUCAUCACGCCUGGAGGCAGCAAGGCUUUCAGAUACCAGUUUCUGGAAACCGCAGGAGGGGAGAGGGCUGCCCUUGUGCUCAAUUCCUGCUUGCGGACUUCCCAGAAGUGGCACCUGGUAGUUAGUUCCCUGGGAGAAGAGGAUGCUGGACUAGAUGGGCCAUGGGCCUGAUCCAGCAGGCUCUCUCUAUGUUCUUAUGUUAAAAGGGAGGAGGGAGGACCAAAUCUAUAACCCCACCCCGCACCCUCAAGAUUGACUCUGGGCCUCUGUGUCUCUUGUGUUUCAGCUGCGGCAGAGGAACCCAGUCCUCACUGA